AUGAACUCCGAAUUAUUUCCGUCUGUUAUGGAACGUUUUAUUAGAUAUGGUGGGUCGUCCAAAGAAAAUCCCACUAUUUUAAUCAUGGACAAUCAUGAGAGCCACCUUGGGAGUAAAACUCUGAAUUUGGCUAAGGACAAUGGAGUCAUUCCAGUCACACAUCCACCACAUUGUAGUCAUAGACUGCAGCCACUGGACAUAUCAGUAUUUGCGCCAUUUAAGGCGAAUUAUAAUACUGCAGUUGUCUCUUGGCUUUUGCAUGAUCCGGGUAAUCCGUUAUCCAUUUACGAAAUUGCUGCUUGUGUUGGAAUAGCAUUCGAACGAUCUAUGACUCCGUCCAAUAUAAAAUCAGGCUUCAAGAAGGCCGGAAUUUAA
Molecule: messenger RNA, 375 nt
Organism: Acanthoscelides obtectus
Lineage: Eukaryota; Metazoa; Arthropoda; Insecta; Coleoptera; Chrysomelidae
Source: the annotation of a GenBank genome assembly